AUGAAGUCAUUUACUUCCGCCGGCGCCAUUGCGCUCUUGGCGUCAACGGGUUUCGUCAACGCCCAGCAGUCACCUUACAGUAUCUCAAGCACAGACGCCAUUAAGAAAUCAGCCAAGCAACUCGCCGCUGAUCUGAUUACAUACUACCAUGGAAACGACCCUGGUGGUAUUCCAGGUAUCCUGCCUGGUCCUCCUCCCGCCGGUGACUACUACUGGUGGGAAGGUGGUGCGAUGUGGGGGACGUAUAUGGAUUACUGGAAGUGCACUGGCGAUACGAAAUACAACGACCUCGUCAUGCAGGGCAUGCAAUUCCAAGUUGGAGACGACCAAGAUUACCAGCCCAGCAACGUUACUCUAUCUCUCGGAAAUGACGAUCAAGGUUUCUGGGGCAUGUCUGCCAUGUUAGCUGCUGAGCUGGCAUUCCCCAACCCUCCCUCAGACCAGCCUGGUUGGCUUGCGCUCGCCCAAGCUGUUUUCAACACUCAGGCCAACCCUGACCGACACGACGAUACUUGCGGUGGUGGUCUCCGAUGGCAGAUUCCUCGAACAAACAACGGUUACGAUUACAAGAACAGUAUCGCUAACGGUUGUUUCUUCAACCUGGGUGCUCGACUUGCUCGAUACACCGGUAACACGACCUACUCCGACUGGGCUGAGAAGACCUGGGACUGGAUGGAGGGCGUUGGUUUCCUCGACCCCACCACAUAUAAGGUUUAUGAUGGCGGUCAUGUAGGAAAGAACUGUACCGAUAUCAACAAGGCCCAGUUCUCUUACAACUCUGGUGUUUUCCUUCAGGGAGCUGCCUUCAUGUACAACUACACUGAGGGCUCGGAGAAGUGGGAAAAGCGUCUGGACAAGCUCGUUGAUGCGACCAUCUCGAACUUCUUUCCUAAGGACAUUGCUGUCGAAAUCGCUUGCGAGAACGCUGGUACUUGCACCACCGAUAUGUACUCCUUCAAGGGUUACGUGCACCGCUGGAUGUCACAGGCGACUCAUCUUGCUCCUUUCAUCCGACCCAAGAUUCUCCCUGUUCUCGAGAAGUCAGCUCAAGCUGCCAUCAACCAAUGCACUGGUGGCGAGGAUGGCCGUACCUGUGGCUUCAAGUGGGCUAGCGGCAAAUUCGACGGCAAGACCGGUGCCGGCCAGACGAUGAACGUUCUCGCAGCCGUGUCAUCUCUGCUCAUGGAGAACACCCCUGCUCCCGUCACAGCAAAGAAGGGAGGUACCUCCAAGGGUAACCCCAACGCCGGCAGCGUCGGAGACGGCAAGAUCGACCGAAACUUCCCUCCUCUCAGCACCGCCGACAAGGCCGGUGCUGGCAUUAUUACCUUCCUGGUCUUGUCCAUUGCCUGCGGCAUGUUUGGCUGGAUGAGUCUGGGCAAAUAA
Molecule: messenger RNA, 1386 nt
Organism: Fusarium coffeatum
Lineage: Eukaryota; Fungi; Ascomycota; Sordariomycetes; Hypocreales; Nectriaceae
Exons: 4
Coding region: 1-1386 (461 amino acids)
Biological process (GO): fungal-type cell wall biogenesis; carbohydrate catabolic process
Molecular function (GO): mannan endo-1,6-alpha-mannosidase activity
Source: RefSeq, a predicted model, not a curated record